AUGGCUGUGAAUGACAAAUUACCAAUUACGUCAGAGCUUGUUAACAACUUUUUGAACACACGUAAUGGAAUGGUUAUCGAUAAUGGAUCUGGCUAUAGUUUUUUUAAGACAGGCGAAAUACUUUCUUCAUACAAUAGAAAGUGUUCGAUUGAUGUUGAAAAUUCAGGAUCGACUAGAAUGGCCGUAUUCCAAUUCUUCAAUGACUUUAAAAACCAAAAACGAUUAUCCAUUAGGACUGACGUUUCUAGAAGUAUAUUUGAAAUCGCAAGCAGUACUUUUCAAUCCUCAAUUCUUGUAAUUUUAGGAAUAUUUAUUACUGUAUCAAUGAUUUGUUUUAUACUUUUCGAGAUAGUUAUUAUAAGGAGAUUAAUCAACAUUAGAAAUCACGUGAGAACCAUCACAAACGAAAACAAUUUCUCAAAAACUAUUCCGAAAUCUAUAUUCAAUGACGAGCUGGAACAACUUUCUGCAGAUAUUAACACCAUGUUGAGAUCCCUCCUACAAUAUCAAAAUACUAUGGAGCUGGAUACCCAAACCAUGCAGAGUCUUUUGGAAAGAAUCUCUCUCGCAGAAGAACAAGCAAGAUGUGUUAUGAAUAUUGUUCAGGAUUUUAUAUUAAUUAUUGAUGCUUCUGAUGGUGCAAUGUUGACCAUGAAUUCUGCUUUCAAAAAGCAUAUACUGAACACAAAAGAACCAAGUACGAACAAUUGUUCUCCUAACUCCAAUGGAUUCUGUUCAAACAACAACUUGUCAAUCAGCCAAACUGAAUCUCAAGAGCUAAUUUCAGAGGUCAGGCAUCAACUUGUAUUACAUUAUUUUGUGGAGUUUAAUUCAAUGGAAAAGACUGCUUGA
Messenger RNA from Naegleria fowleri, 852 nucleotides. RefSeq lists its product as uncharacterized. Gene Ontology annotation, biological process: signal transduction. NCBI's taxonomy places the organism in Eukaryota, Heterolobosea, Eutetramitea, Acrasida, Naegleriidae. Gene Ontology annotation, cellular component: membrane. The record is from RefSeq and is a predicted model, not a curated record. The coding region runs from base 1 to 852 and encodes 283 amino acids. The transcript has a single exon.